AUGAAAGGAGGCCUGGGAUUUAGAGAUUUGAGAAGUAUGAAUCUUGCUUUGCUGGAACUUGGGAACAACCCAUCAUAUAUAUGGCGUGGUCUUUUGGAAGCUAAGCAGAUAAUCCGCCAAUGGGCUAGGCGAAGUAUCGGGGAUGGCAGGACAACCACUAUUGGGUGCGAUCCAUGGCUUGUGACGGAGAUGGACCCAUAUGUUACCACUGAUUUGCAUUUGUCCAUCAGAGAGGCCCCCGUCAGUUCUUUGCUCAGGGAAGAUGGGGUUAGUUGGGAUGUGGCGUGUGUCAAUGAUGUUUUCGACGAACGAGAUGCAAACUAUAUACUAAACAUCUCGGUAAGUAUUUGCAAACCUGCUGAUUCAUGGGUAUGGUUUGGGGAUUCGAAGGGAAGAUACACGGUCAAGUCGUGUUACCGGCUCAUUACUGGGGAGUCCAAUGAUGAUAGGCCAUGGAAUCUGAUAGGGAGCUUACAGGGAGAAGAUGAGAGUACAGAACAUCUGUUUCAUGACUGCUUGCAUGCUGCGAAUCUGUGGAGUACAAUUAACCUGCCUCCUCUGCUGCUGCAACAAGGUAAUGUGAUAGAUUGGUUUUUCCAGCGCUUGAGGAGCUUAAGUGGUGACUUACAGUGCCUGUUUGUGAUGUUGUGUUGGGGACUAUGGGGGAGUAGGAAUGAUAGUGUAUGGAGGGGAAUGCCAUUUGAUCAAGAGUCAGUGCUGCGCUCAUCGGUGUCUUUUUUGCACAACUGGAGGGCAGUGAACGAGCAGGCAAGUGGUGUAGUGCAUGCGAGUCUGGAAUCUUGGAAGCCGCCGACUGUGGGGAGACUCAAGCUGAACACAGACGCGACCAUCAGUGUGGAGAAUAAUGCUAUGGGGCUCGGAUGGGUUCUACGGGACCAAGAUGGUCGUUUCAUGGCUGCACGGAGUAUGCGAGUUCCAGGGAGGUAUAUGGUGGUGGAGGCAGAGGUGCUUUGUUUACGUGAGGCACUGGUUUGGUUAUGUGGAACGGGAAUGGGCAACGUGGACAGCGAAACAGAUUCCCAUAUUUGUUUUCAUGCUUUAAAUUCUGAUUCUUUUACUUCUGCAUUUGGUUUUUUGAUUGAUGAUGUUAAGCAUAUAGCCUCUACGAUUGAUGGGGUUAGCUUUGAGUGUGUUAGGCGAUCUGCGAAUCGUGCGGCCCAUGCAGUAGCUAGGGAAGCCGUUUCUGUGUCAGGUCCAAGGGAAUGGUUUGAUAUGCCACCUCUAUAUCUUGUUGCGAUUCUUAACGAUGAUUUAAUGAAUUAA
This is a messenger RNA of Ipomoea nil (Japanese morning glory), 1284 nucleotides long. RefSeq lists its product as uncharacterized. Gene Ontology annotation, molecular function: RNA-DNA hybrid ribonuclease activity; nucleic acid binding. The transcript has 3 exons. NCBI's taxonomy places the organism in Eukaryota, Viridiplantae, Streptophyta, Magnoliopsida, Solanales, Convolvulaceae. The coding region runs from base 1 to 1284 and encodes 427 amino acids. The record is from RefSeq and is a predicted model, not a curated record.